Messenger RNA from Postia placenta MAD-698-R-SB12, 2340 nucleotides. RefSeq lists its product as hypothetical. The transcript has 9 exons. Gene Ontology annotation, cellular component: membrane. Lineage: Eukaryota; Fungi; Basidiomycota; Agaricomycetes; Polyporales; Adustoporiaceae. Bases 1 to 2340 code for a protein of 779 amino acids. The record is from RefSeq and is a predicted model, not a curated record.
AUGACUCUCGGCGGGUCGCUGUUCCCGGGGGCGCUUGGCUCGAUGCUUAUCGAGAUCCUCCCGUUCCUGCGCGGCAUCGCCAGCUCCAUUCAGCAGAAGCUUGGGGACGAUAGUCCUUCCCUCAUCCCCACUGUCAUGGCUGCAUACGCAAUGACCAGCUUUCUCACCGGCUUUGUAUUCAUUGCAUUGGGUGCACUUGGCUGCGGUAGACUGGUCGACCUUUCGUCUGCGGGGACCGUUCUCUUUGGCAUCCACCAUCUUCCGCUUCUCUUCGCCUCGGUCCUCCCGGCAUUCUUUCUUUCCCUGUCCAUCCGCUCCUCUGGCCUCGAGAAGCUCACUCGUGGAUUCACGCAACAUGCUCUGUACGUCCCGGUCUAUGUCCUCGUCAUCGCCGGCACCUUCUGGGUCAUCGUUGCCGCAACCGGCAAUGCAGGAACCGCGGGGAUGGCGAAGCUUGCCGCGCAGGGGUGGUUCUUCACCGUGGAGGAGUCUGUGCGGAAGCAACACGGCAUCGGCACGUCGUGGAACUACUGGAAGUUAUAUGAUUUCCACAAGGUCGAGUGGUCCGCUAUGCAGAGUGCCACGAAGGACAUUGUGUUGCUGGUCGUAAUCGGCGUGCUUAACCUGCCUAUAUAUAUCCCUGCGCUCGCACUGGCUUUGGACAUGCCGUCGUAUGGGAUGAAUCACGAACUGCUGGGACAUGGCGCGUCGAACAUCUUCGCAGGUGUAGUAGGAAGCAUCCCAAACCUAGUAGUGUUUUCCAACUCGCUCUUUUUUACACGUGCGGGAGGAGGCCGCUUCGAGGGCAUCCUCGUCAUCCUGCUGACCAUCGUCCUCUUCCUCGUCUCCUCCUUAAUCCUUCCAUACAUCCCGACGCUCCUCGCGUCUGCCCUUGUCCUGUUCCUUGGUAUCGAGUUGAUGACAGAGGCAGUCUGGGAGUCCACGAAGGCGCUGCUUUGGUGCGAGUGGAGCAUUGUCAUAGGUACAUUGCUCGCGUGCACUUUCCUGGGGUUUGCUCCGGGCUUUGGCGUUGGAAUAGCUCUUGCAAUGGUCGUUCAUCUUGGGUGGGGCGUCUUCGACUCGCGUGCCCGCGCAUUUGACCUCGCCGAGAUGCAGCAACAAUACCAGCUCCAGCCACACCAUCGCAACCCAUACUCUCGCGGCACCCAUAUCACAGCGGGCUCCAGCACGGCACAUCCAUACAAUUCGCUCGGCUUUUCCGGCAAUGACGUCGAGACUAUCGCGGGUACGUCUACUAUGACCAAGAAGGGAAUGGAAGACAACAGCAGUGUGUCGAGCUCCGUCGACGUCACCCAAGAUAUUACGGUGGUUCGCUUGUCUGGUUACGCUUUCUUUGCAACCAUACCCUCUCUGGAAACGAACUUGAAGCCGAAGAAAAAGCUCUUGAAGGAAUCUUUCAUCCUUGUCGACCUCAGCAUGGUACACCGCCUCGAGACGUCUGUUGCCGAAUUCCUCGAACGGAAAGCACGGGAGCUCUCGUUGAAGGAGCCCAAAACAACCAUCGUUCUCUGUGGUAUCUCUGACCGAUCAGGCAUUGCGCAUGACCUGCGAAGAGGCGGUGCCAACCUCCUGUGGAUCGAUAGGCCUGCCGCAGAAGGCGCCAAGGGUGUGCCCGCGUGCAAGGACAUCAAGGAGGCAAUCCAUUGGUGUGCAUCACAAGCGCAGCGGACUGCAGACUCGCGUGAGACCCGCGUCACGAUUAUCUCGGAUGCAGAUAAUGAGAACUCAGAGGGCGUCGUCAAUACCUUGAGCACGCCCGAUGUUCUUAAUGAGUUCUCGUCUCAGUUCCUGGAAGAGCAUUUGGAGCACGUCUAUGACAACUUGCCGUUGUCUGAAUCGAAUCUUGCAGACCGCGCACAGGCUGCGGGCAUACGCGUGCGGCAAUGUGCCCCUGGAGACGUCAUCCUCCGCAAAGGCGAGGAGGUGACAUCCAUUUCGUUCAUUGUUCGUGGAUGCGUGUUGUACGAGAACGACGCACCAUCAUCGGAUCCGCCUAUUCUGCGAGUGUCAAUCAAGGACACUAUUCUCACGAGCGUAUCACGAGCACAAGAGUCCACCAAAGCAGUCGUCCGCCGAAUACUGCGUCGCAAAAUCGACGAGUCCCUGCUCCCAGGAGACACCUUCGGCUUCGCGGAAGUCACGGCUGGAACACGGGUUUCCUGGUCUGUCUCAGACCGUGUAGUGGCUGCGCGCUCUACUUCCUGCGUGCUGCUAGAGGUGGAUUCCGCGAAUGCCGAUGGACUCGCGUGGGCCACUCGGGCGAUUGCCUUGCUCCGGGAGAAGAAGAUUCGUGAAGAAAAAAUGCUCAAGGCACAUUGA